AUGCCUCCAAUCCGCCGCGAACGCCGCGGCUACCACCCCCCCAAGCUGCGCCGCCCGCCCAUCGCGCCCACCCACCCGGCGGAACUACGCCGCCACCUCGUCGGCGCCUGGACACUGGUGCAGUACCUAGGCCACCCGACGCCGGGCUCGAGGACGCAGAAGGCCAUCUUCCCGCUCACACGGUACGCCCAGGGCAUGCUGUUGUAUACGCCGGAUGGGUAUGUGUCGCUGCAGCUGAGCGCGCCGGGGCAGGCAGCGUUUGGGCUGGAGGGCGCGGGGGAGGGGGAGUGGGCUGAGGCGGGGCGGAGAACCGUGGCUUAUGCGGGGGGUUAUUUUAUCAAUGAGGAGUGGGAGGAGGAGGUGGUGCAGGUAGGGGGGAAUGUAGCGCUUCCGGAGGGAGGGCAGGAAGAGCAAGGCGGAAGAGUGCAGAGCGAAGGGGUACAAGGGAACGGAGUGCCGGUGAAUGGAGUGCUGAGGAAUCCAGUGCUGGCGAACGCGAUGCCAGCCAACGGAGUGCCAACCAAUGGAGUGCCAGUCAACGGGGUGUCGGGGCAAAGAGUGCAAAGCGCAGGAUUGCAAGGCCAGGGAGUGCCAGGGGGAAGAGCAGGUGAAGCCAGGAGCAUGAGACUGGUGAUCCAGCUCCGCCACGAAAUGCGCCUAGCAGAUCUGCCGCAAAGCAGAGGAAGCUUUCAGAUCCAGCGCUGGCGCUUCGAGAAGGACGGCAAAGUGUUGGUGUUGACCGGGGAGCCGACAGAAGUUAGGGUGGCCGGGGCCCCCAACGGAAAGAGGGACGGGACUGUGUCGACGAAGAUGGAGAGCGACUGGAGGAUUCCAGAAAUGAGGUGGCGGAAGAUGGGGAGCAACGCGGUGGAUAUGCCGCCGUGGCCACAGAGCGUGUUCGAACGACCACCCUCGAUGGUGCCCCAGAUGGUCCAGAUCCCUCAGGUGCACCGGGUGCCCGUCGUGCUUCAGAUGCCUCUGAUUCCCCAGCUUCCUCAGAUGCCCCAGCUGCCCCAGACGCCCCAGGUGCACAACGCGUCGAUAGGCAACGGUGCAUAUCAUGCGCCCUCAGUCGAACGUUCUCCCCAUGCCGUAGGCCCGGUCCCAGCGCACAACCUCGAACCACAGUCGAUGCCAGCACCCCACCGAAACUCUACAACCCCCAAUUCUGUUACCCAAGCCGGUGAUUCUGCGGUGGCUGGAGCCAAGGACAUCAAACCACUGGCCCUCUUCGAGCCAGUUUGGCCAGACACCAAGCAAGGCUGA
Messenger RNA from Coniosporium apollinis CBS 100218, 1266 nucleotides. RefSeq lists its product as uncharacterized. The transcript has a single exon. The record is from RefSeq and is a predicted model, not a curated record. NCBI's taxonomy places the organism in Eukaryota, Fungi, Ascomycota, Dothideomycetes. Bases 1 to 1266 code for a protein of 421 amino acids.